Messenger RNA from Phragmites australis (common reed), 1526 nucleotides. Its product is annotated as calcineurin B-like protein 10. Gene Ontology annotation, biological process: calcium-mediated signaling. The record is from RefSeq and is a predicted model, not a curated record. Bases 243 to 1040 code for a protein of 265 amino acids. The transcript is spliced from 9 exons. NCBI's taxonomy places the organism in Eukaryota, Viridiplantae, Streptophyta, Magnoliopsida, Poales, Poaceae. Gene Ontology annotation, molecular function: kinase binding; calcium ion binding.
UGAAGAUCAUUAAUGAUUGGAUGAGGAUAAACUCGACCGACGUGGCUUCCACAGCCAGAACAACUGGUAACUGGUAAGAGACGCCAAAUUCCGCCAACCGCAAAUCCGCACGGCUCUCCGACGGCCGCCCGCCGAAGCGUGACGUGAAGAGCCCGGCCGGCGGCCGCCCCGCGACCGGCGCGCAGCGAGGACGCCGAGGAGGCCCCCCGUCGGUCGAUGGUUAUCCGCCGGCUCCGGGGCACAUGGACUCCUCCCGCUCCUCGAACGCUCUCGCGUCGAGGAGAUCUCUGACGCUGGGGGAGCUCGCGUGCGGGGCGCUGUUCCCGGUGCUCGCCGUGGUGGACGCGGUGAUGCUCGGGGCCGCGUGGUGCUUCCAGAAAAACCCGCCCAGGCUGCUGCCCGCACUCGACGCCCGCGCGCGCCUCCGGUCUGGCGGUCGCCUCACCUUCCGCGAGAUCGCCGACCUCGCCGACGAGUCCCGCUACUUCUCGGUGAACGAGGUGGAGGCGUUGUACGAGCUGUACAAGAAGAUCAGCUGUUCCAUCGUCGACGACGGUCUGAUCCAUAAGGAGGAUCUGCAGUUAGCAUUGUUCAGGACACCAUCUAGAAAUAAUAUUUUUCUAGAUAGAGUUUUUCAUCUAUUUGAUGAAAAGAAAAAUUCUGUUAUUGAAUUUGAAGAGUUUAUUCGCGCAAUAAGUGUAUUUCAUCCAAAUGCUCCUCGUGAAGAUAAAAUUGAUUUUUCAUUCAGACUGUAUGAUUUGAGGCAAACUGGUUUCAUUGAGCGUGAAGAGGUGAAACAAAUGGUUGUUGCUACUUUAAUGGAGUCACAGGUGGAGCUAUCUGACGAUCUUGUGGAAGUAAUAAUAGAUAAGACAUUUGAGGAUGCUGAUACUGAUAAGGACAACAAGAUCAGCAGAGAGGAGUGGGAAGCUUUUGUAUUGCAGCACCCUUCUGUUAUAAAGAAGAUGACACUGCCUCACCUGAAGGAUACUACAGCGGCAUUCCCCAGCUUCGUCUUCAAUACACAGGUCGAAGACUAGAGGGUGAAACACAACGCUUGGUACUAAAGUAAGUAGUCUUAUGGCUGCUAGGUCAGAACUUGGAGCAGAAGAUGGAGAUGAGCACUUGAGAAAGAAAAGAGUCUGCUCUGAAAAUAUCUGCUGCUCUCAAAGGAAAGAUCGGUGGAUAUUGGAUGGCACCAGACUGUGCCCCAGAUGACUGCUGACCUGCUCCCGUCUCCAGCUAAGUAGAUUGAUUGAUGCUGCAGCUGCAGCUGCUGCUGCUGGUGGAAGAGUCAGUUUCAGUGCUCGUGGUUUGAUAACCGGCAUGCGUAUCACAUUUAUUCAUUCCAUCACUAUCCGCAUUACUAGUAUCUUUGUGCAAGAUGACAGCGACUUCUUCUAGAGUCAUUCCAUUUAUCAGAUUUGGGUACAGUUGUUCUUUAUUUCAACUUGUUGCCCCAAAUUGUGCAGGGGUUCCGCUAUUUUAAGCAGUAACAAUUCCAAUAUGAUAUUUCCUUAACAUUU